UUGGAAGAGUCGAGCACCACUGCCCAACCGCGGCACGAAACGAUUCGCAUCUCCGUUCCCCAUCCAUGGCGGACGAGGACCCAUCCCCCGCCGCCGCCUUCCCCCGCGAGGCAUCUCCCACCAUCCUCGACUCCCUCGGCGAGGACAUCACCCGCAUCGUGUACCCAGUCUCCGCCUGCAUGCUCAUCGUCGUCCUCCUCGUCUCCGCCCUAUCCUCCCCCUCCUCCCCGUCCCCCAUCACAGCUUCUUUCGCCGUCGCCACCGGCGGCAGCGCCCCCAGCGGUGGUUCCGGCGACGACCUCACCACCGCCCUCAUCACCGCCGGAACCUUCGUGGUCUCCGUCACGGCUGCCACCUUCCUCCUGGCGCUCCUCUUCUACCUCCGCUGCACGCCCUGCCUCCGCGCCUACCUUGGGUUCUCCGCGAUCUGGAUUCUCCUCCUCCUCGGUGGCCAGAUAUCCCUGCUCCUCCUCUCCCGCCUCCGCCUCCCGCUCGACGCCGUCUCCUUCGCGCUCCUCCUCCUCAACGCGGUCGCGGCGCUGGCACUGGCCACGCUCUCGCCGAAAUCCGUCCCCAUCGCGCUCCACCAGUCCGCGCUCCUCGUCAUCGCCGUGCUCACUGCCUUCUGGUUCACGCUGCUUCCAGAGUGGACCACCUGGGCGCUGCUCGUGGCCAUGGCCGUCUACGACCUCGGAGCCGUGCUGAUACCUGGUGGCCCUUUAAGAGUGCUACUUGAACUGGCCAUUGAGAGGAACGAGGAGAUACCGGCGUUGGUCUACGAAGCUCGGCCAGUGGAUCCCCGGCAAGGCCAGAAUUGGCGGGUAUGGAGGGAAAGGAGGCAGCCUGGUGGCAAUUUGGAUCCCAAUUCCACAGUUGAGGUUAUUGGUGAGGUGUUGGGGAGAAAUCCUGUGCCGGAUGUGAGCUCUGAUCCUGCCGGUGCACAAAUCAGCGAGGUGUUGGCAUUGCCAGAGACUAGAUUGACUGUUGCUGAAAUGAGUGUACCAUUGAUCCAGUCACAUCCAGAUCGAGCAACGGAAGAGGACAUUGAUGAUGAAGAUGAAGAUGGCAUUGGUUUGGGCUCAUCAGGGGCAAUCAAGCUUGGGUUGGGAGACUUCAUAUUCUAUAGCAUACUCGUCGGGAGGGCUGCUAUGUACGAUUACAUGACGGUCUAUGCGUGCUAUCUUGCCAUCAUUGCAGGGCUCGGCAUCACUCUGCUAUUGCUGGCAUUCUACCGCAAGGCAUUGCCUGCCCUGCCAGUGUCCAUUACCCUUGGCGUCUUGUUUUAUGUGCUCACGAGAACAUUACUCGAGACCUUUGUUAUGCAGUGCUCCACAAACCUUGUAAUGUUUUAGCAUCCAUGGAGCAUUGCAUGUUUGUAUGUUAUCGUAUAGUUCACAAUUAAGGCCUUCAACAGUUGGUUAGGUCUUGUUUGUGGAAUUGUUAAUCUGGGCUAGGCUGUGUUUCUGAAACUGUUAAUCUGGUGUCUCAUGUGACAUGCUCCUGCAUGGAUUGGCUGUUAACAAUUUCUGCAGUUUUUGACGGUACUGAUAUCUUUACUUAUUUGUCCAGAAGAAGGUACUUCUCUUAUGAAUAUGUUAUUUUGCCUA
Messenger RNA from Brachypodium distachyon (stiff brome), 1607 nucleotides. RefSeq names its product presenilin-like protein At2g29900. The record is from RefSeq and is a predicted model, not a curated record. NCBI's taxonomy places the organism in Eukaryota, Viridiplantae, Streptophyta, Magnoliopsida, Poales, Poaceae. Gene Ontology annotation, cellular component: nucleus; membrane. The coding region runs from base 66 to 1352 and encodes 428 amino acids. Gene Ontology annotation, molecular function: aspartic endopeptidase activity, intramembrane cleaving. Gene Ontology annotation, biological process: protein processing. The transcript has a single exon.